AUGAACCUUGAGUCUCUUAGCAGUCCGACAGAUAUGGACCCACCGUUCAACUACAACAACAAGGUCGACUCAAUCUCGAGAUCCGUCAACGAUUUGGUUGGGGUGACGAGAGAGAUCGAGCCUCCAGUUCUAUGGAACGUUUUCGCAAAAGGGCACAAGGUUUGCCGAAAUGCUCUAUUAAUGGAUCUACAACAUGAAAUCGAAUUCGUGGAAAACCAAGAGCACGAAAUACAAGAUGAGAUACGACUCAUCCCUUUCCGAGGCGCUCUGCAUGCCGUUGUUGUCAAUGUUGACAUGAAGCUCAUGGGUUUCAACAUCGUGACCGAGAAGAAUUGCGAGUUGUCAAUGCCCGAGUUUGAGCGUCCGCAUUUGACACUGGAGCUAUUCGACGAAACCAUGUUAGCUCUAACAUGGCCCAUGUGGCCUCUUGCACUCUCCAAGGACGGUGAGAAGAUUUUCUUGCGCAAGGGCCCAUGUGGCAUGACAUUGCUUCCUUACAUAGUUUGGCCGAGACUAAUUGUCGAGACAUUGAUUUCACCUUAUUUCUGGGACAAGAGGAAAGCUGCGGAAGAAAGCUCGGCUAAGGAACAAAAGAAAAAUGGGGAAAGGGAGCAAGGGCAAAAAGGAGGAGAGCAAGAUGAAGGAGGUAUGAGGGACGAUUUUUCGGUGCUGUGA
Molecule: messenger RNA, 675 nt
Organism: Striga asiatica
Lineage: Eukaryota; Viridiplantae; Streptophyta; Magnoliopsida; Lamiales; Orobanchaceae
Source: the annotation of a GenBank genome assembly